AUGUCGGCCCAGGAGCUCGCGGCCUGCCUCUGCCAGGAGGGUGACCAGCACCUGGCCCUGGGGGAGACCCAGCUGGCCACCGCCUUCUACCUGGCUGCCUUCAGCUGCCACACCCCCUCGGCCCUGCGGAGUGUCCGAGCUGCCCUGGCCGAGGCUCGGGGGUCACCUGUAGUGGCCACCCUGGAGGCCUGGUGCCGAGGUGACAGCCAGAUCCCAGCCAUCCACUGGGACGGCAUGGCAGUGGUCUCUCUGACGGGGACCCUGGCCUGCGCCUUCCUGGCCACCCUCUGCCCCGACCACCCUGCUGCAGCCCUGCACUCACUGGCUGGCCUGCUGGCACGUGGGCAGCACGGGGAGGUGGUGCGGCGCUGCGGGACCCUGCUGGACGCUCACUCCCAGCAAAGCCUGGAGCUGCGGCUGACCCGCGCCCUGGCCUGGGUCCUGUCCGGGACACAGGGGGACGCCGGGGUGGCCGACUACCUCCAGGCCUUCGUGGCGACCACCGACCGGACCGUGGCCUUCGUUCACACGCACCAGCAGCCCUACCUCCCCGUGCUGGUCAGCACCCUCCAGGACUACAUCUCGAGGUGCCAGGAGGCCGGGGACGGCGCCAGCCAGCAGGAGACCGACUGCCGGGGACUCCUGGCAGCCCUGGACCCCGGGGACACCUGGAGCAAUGCCCCGUCACCCGAAGACCUGCUUCACCGUGGCAGGUAUGAAGACUGCCGGGUGGCCUGCAGCCGGGCCCUGGAGGCCACCUCAGCGGGCAGCAGACCCCAAGGUGAGCGUCUGGCCACUCUGCUGGUCACCCGCGCUGCUGCGACCUUCUUCCUGGACAGCGGGGCCCAGGACCUGCUUCGGGACCUGCACGAGGCCUUCCGUGAGAGCCCCUCAGGGGCACGGAGGCAGUUCGAGGCGGUUCUCUCCGCCGGGGACCGGGAGCGCUUGCGGGCCCUGGUGCAGGAGGUCGCGGACGUAGGCUUCGCCCACUUCCAGGAGACCGUGCGGAGCCGCCCCGAGCUCCGCGAGGACUCGGGCCGCGAGCUGCUGGCCCCGGUGACCCGCGCGCUCCGGGUCCUGCGGCGCGUGGCACCGCCGGGGGCGCGCCCAGCACUGGGCGCCCGGCUGGCCGAGUGCCUGCUGCUGGCCGGGGACGCGGCGGGCGCCCGGGCGCUGUGCGAGCGCUUGCUGCGGCCCUCGCGCACCGGGGACUCUGCGGGGGACCGCGCGGGAGACGGUGCCGGGGACCGCGCGGCCCUGCGGGCGCUGCACGGCUUCUGCGCGCUGCACGCCGGCGACGCGGGGCGCGCGCAGGAGGACUUCCAGGCGGUGGUGGAGCUGGGGCCGCCGCACCCAGGGGGCUGCGUGCGAGCCCUGUGCGGCCGCGGCCUGCUGCGUGUGCUGGCGGGCAGCGCCUUCCUGGGCGCGCUGGACUAUGUCACCGCCUGCCGCCUGCGGCCGGAGGAAGUUCUCCUCGUCACCAAGGCCUACGUGCCCUGGAACCAGCGGGGACUGCUGCGGACCGUGCUGCGGGAGGAGGGCCGCAGGAUGCUGCAGCGGAGGCCGGAGCCGAGGUCCAAGAGCGGGCCGGGCCGCCGGAGUCAGGCCGCGGAGACGGAGAGCCGCGCUGCGCAGGAAGGGGAUGCCCACGGUGUGUACCAGCUGGCCACGCUCCUGAUGGAGCUGGACACGGAGGAUGAGGCUUCGCGCCUUCUGGCGGCCGAUGCCCUGUACCGCCUGGGCCGCCUGGACGACACCCACAAGGCCCUGCUGGUGGCCCUCUCCCAGAGGCCUCAGGCGGCCCCUGUGCUGGUGCGGCUGGCCCUGCUGCAGCUCCGGAGGGGCUUCUCCUACGACGCCAACCAGCUGGUGAAGAAGGUGGUCCAGUCCGGGGACACAGCCUGCCUCCAGCCCACCCUGGAUGUCUUCCGCCACGAGGACAGGCAGCUGCUGCAGGGCCACUGCCACGCGAGGGCCCUGGCCAUCCUGCAGGCACGACCGGGUGGGGCCGAGGGCGGGGCCCACACCAGGGAGGCCAUCGCGUACCUCUCUCUGGCCAUCUUUGCCGCAGGGGGUCGGGCAAGUGAGUCCCUGCUCACCCGCGCCCGCUGUUACGGGUUCCUGGGCCAGAAGAAGACGGCCAUGUUCGACUUCACCUCUGUGCUCAGGGCUGAGCCGGGGAACGUGCAGGCGCUGUGCGGACGGGCACUCCUGCACCUGGCCCUGGACCAGCAGCAGGAGGCUGUGGACGACAUCCUCUCGGCUCUGAAGCUCAGCCCCAAAACGGCAGUCCCUGAGAUCCGCUCUCUGAAGCCAGAGGCCCAGGCCCUCCUCACGCAGGGCCUCUCCUCCCACUGCCGGGCCCUCCUGAGCCAGCUGCCAGACACGGGGGCCCGCCUGAGCCACGAGGACGCCCAGAGCCUCCUGGCUGCGGGGGAAGCGCUGAUCAGAAUCGACGCCGGGCAGCCCAGCUGGCACAUCCUGCUGGCGGACGUGCUGGCUGCAGCGGGCAGCUUUGAGGAGGCCGGCGCCCGCCUGCAAAAGGUCCUGCACCCCACCCCUCCAUCCGAGGCGGCCCGGGCCCGACGCGGCCUGCUCUGGCUCAAGAAGGGGUGUGUGCUGGCCGCUGCACGGGACCUGCAGUGCCUGGCGGAAACGGACACCCAGGACCUCGGCUUCCUGCUGCGUCUCCUGGAGGCCUCAGAGCGGCAGAACCUCAGCCAGGCUGCAGCCCGUGAAGCUGACGCCCUCCUGAACUCGGGGCAGCCCAGCCAGGCGCUGGGCUACUGCUCGCUGGCCGUCCUGGCAGGUGGCGGUAGCGCCUGUCACCUGCGCCGGCGGGCCACCUGCCUGGCCGAGCUGCAGGAGUUUGGCCGGGCACUCAGGGACCUGGACCACGUGCUCCAAGAGGGUUCGGGGGACAGUGACCUCCAGACGCGGGCGGAGGACUUCUGCUUCCAGGGCCGCCUGCUGCUGAGCCUGAGGGACGAGGCCGGGGCUGCUGGGGCCUUCGCCCGGGCCCUCACGCUGGCACCCACCCGAGCCCAGAGCAGUCUGCGGGAGCGGCCAGGCCGGACCCUCGCGGCCCACGCACUCCUGUGCCGCGCACAGCACUGCCUGGACGAGCAGUGCUACACAGAGGCCUGGACGGCGGCUGAGGGCGGCCUCCUGGUGGACCCGGAGCACGGUGGCCUGAAGAGGCUGAAGGCGAGGAUCCGGAGGGAGGCCUCCUCCAGCUGCCGGCUCCACUGACCAGCACCCCAGGCCCAGCCGCGGGGCCACCCUGUCAUGGUCCUGGCUCAGCCAGACCCUGGGGUGCACCCCUCCCUCCCCCUCCUCCCAGUCUUGGGGUGGGUUGGCGUCGGACAACCGGCCUCAGGAAGCAGAGGGGAGAGCUCCCUGCUUGCCUGCAGUGACCCUCCCAGGAGGCUCAGAGCCCCUUCCCUCAACACCAACCCGGUCCCCAAAGCUGGGGCCUUCUCGGCCCACACGUGGGGCUCCGGCCUCAGAGAGCCGCCCCCGUCCUGUCCCUGGCUGGGGACCUGCAGGUUGCAUGGGGUUCAGGCCGGUCCCUCGUGGCCCUGGGGAGAUGCUGCCAGCCCCAGAAGCCCUCCUCCAGGCGUGAAGCGGCCCUCAACCCUGGCCUGACCUUCGGGCCAGCCUCCUGCAGGGCCCGGGCCCCCUCAAGGACAAAAGUCCCAGGCUGGGCCCCAAACCCAUACUUUCACGGAGGUUGUUCUCCAGGGAACCCUGUGCCUUGGGAGGGUGCUGUGGCCUCGCUCCCCCACCAAGCAGAGACACCCCCCGAGGGACCCGCGAUGAGCAGAACAGCCAGGCGUCUACUUGUCAGGUCCUGGCAGAGCUGCCUGUUGGAAAGGUGCUUCCCACGAGGAUUAAAUCUACCCAGCCCCACCACAGCUGGCUUAGAAAACCUCUCCUGGAGGGAGUGGAGAAGCCCACCCUUGUCCCGUUGAGGUGGGUUUCAAAGAAGGCAGGUCCAAUACGCAGUUCUUCUCUCUGGUUCACGAACGCAGCUGCUGGACAGGUCAUGGGGUAGAGUGGGGGCAGGGUGCAUUCGCUCGCGCUGUCCUCCCCCCAGACGUCCUGCCCCCGUCUGUCCACUCAAGGCCAGAGCACAUCAGGCCGAGCGUGCGGGGCCCCACUCGCCGCAGCUUUCCAGGAGCUGAUGCUGUUUGCAGAACCCCCGACCUGCCUGCCACCCCGGCCCCUCACUGCUGAGCUGGAAGCUGUGGAGCCAGGCCUGGACGUGUCCUGACCGAGGGGCAGCCCUCUCCCUGCGGCCUGGCCGCCCGGCCUCACCUCAGGCUGACACUGCUGGGCACCAGGACUGCUCACGGGGGGGCCUCAGCCCGCGGCUUCCUCUCCCGCCCCCCACCUUUGGGCCAAAGCUGGGAAGGUGGAGCUGAAAGCUGUCAACUCCCCGCCCCCCGAGCACACCUCCCAGAAGGUCGUCACGUGUAUUACUGCUGUCUUUUUCUUCCUGGAGACUGAAGUACUCUCUUCCCGUUCUGAAAGCUGAGGCUGGGAAGUCCAAAGAUUUGCACGUGGUCACCGUCAGGUUAGCUGGGGUGUCUGAUGACCACUCCCGAGCUCCCGGCUCUCUGGGCGGCUUCAGCAGAAGACAGGCCCGGGGCACCUGCAGAGAGGCGCUCAUCCUCCCAGCUCCCCGGGCGAAGUCUGCCCUGCCCCAGUCCUCCUGCCCACCUCCGCCUGGGCGGGAGGCCGUUCUCACAUCUGCAGGCACACGUGAGGCCAUUUUCCCAGCCCCCUCCCCGCCGUACACUCAAGUGGACAAGGACUCGUGGGCGCACGACAGCCUCCGUAGUAGCGUGGCCAGAUGGAGCCGAUGUAAAUCAGACUCUCCCCGAGAACGGAGGCUGCCCCUUGUUUUCUCAAGAUCACAUUUCAGGUUACCAAGAAGAUGUUUACGAUGUGGCAUAGAGAGCAUUACCUACUCUCAGAACAAUAAAGCUAUAAAUUAAUUUUUAAAAAUUCCCUGCGGGUGAAACAGCUCUGGAUCCAAGAGGAACUCAAGUCUGGAACUGCAGAAUAUAGGGGAAAAAAAUAGUAAAAAAAAAAAAAAACCAGUCCAGGGAAACCCCAUGGGAUACAGUGUCCAGAGGGAAGUUCAUGCCCUGAGUAUAUUACUAACCAAUGAAAGGGAAGCACAUCCUCAACUUGGGAAGUUAAGAAAAGACAGCAAAAUAGAGAAAAUCAGCAGGUGGGAAUUAAUAACAAUAAGGACAGAAAUUAAUGAAUUCGGAAUAGGAAAAAGGGAAGAAUUCAAAUCCAAAAUACAGUUCUUCAAAAAUCCAAUAGAUGAACCAGUAGCUAACUUAAUCUAGAAAGAUGGGAAAAGCACAAAGACACAAAAUUUUUUAAGGUGACAAGGGCAAAAUAACAGGAAAUUUAAAGAAUCAUAAGGCGUUACGUUUCUCAACUCUGCAAAUAAAUUUGAAGGCCUGGAUGAAAGGUGUAGGUUCCUAGGAAAACAGUAUUUAACUAAAUUGACUCACGGGUAGACGUAAAAGUCACACAGGACAGUUCGGUGGAGGGAAAGAAGGUUGUUAGGGAGCUUCCCGCAGAGCAUCUCCCGUUCCAGAUGGCGUCGGGAGGGUCUGCCAGCCUUUGAAGAACAGUCAGCGUGUAAUUGCGUUAAACUCCUUCAUAGCCAAGAAAAAGGAGAAAAGCUUCCAAGUUAUUUUUUUUCAGUUGAAGUAUCGUUGAUUUACAGUGUUGUGUGAGUUUCUGGUGUACAGCAAAGUGAUUCAGUUACACAUAUAUAUGUAUAUAUCUAUAUUCUUUUUCUGAUUUUUUUCCA
This is a messenger RNA of Hippopotamus amphibius kiboko, 5842 nucleotides long. RefSeq names its product tetratricopeptide repeat domain 34 (gene TTC34). Gene Ontology annotation, molecular function: protein binding. Bases 1 to 3252 code for a protein of 1083 amino acids. The transcript is spliced from 8 exons. The record is from RefSeq and is a predicted model, not a curated record. NCBI's taxonomy places the organism in Eukaryota, Metazoa, Chordata, Mammalia, Artiodactyla, Hippopotamidae.